This is a messenger RNA of Aspergillus nidulans FGSC A4, 945 nucleotides long. RefSeq lists its product as uncharacterized. Lineage: Eukaryota; Fungi; Ascomycota; Eurotiomycetes; Eurotiales; Aspergillaceae. The record is from RefSeq and is a predicted model, not a curated record. The transcript has 3 exons. Bases 1 to 945 code for a protein of 314 amino acids.
AUGGCAAACCCAGAGCGCUCGUACCUUUCUCGUUUUUUCUCCUCGCAGUUCUCAAAGCUUCCAUAUCCUUCCCAAAGCUUCAAGGAUGCCGUAAUCCUAGUGACAGGGGGGAAUACGGGGCUCGGUCUGGAGGCCGCACGACACUUCGUGCGGCUACAAGCGGCCACGGUUAUUCUGGCUGUUCGCGACUUAAAGAAAGGAGAGCAGGCGAAGCUAUCGAUUGAGGAGUCUACCAAGGUACAAGGUGUCGUCGAGGUAUGGCAGGUGGAUCUAGAAGAUGUCCGCAGCGUCCAGAGCCUGGCCGCCAAGGCAUCUAGUCUUCCUCGUCUGGAUGUGGUAGUUGCAAAUGCAGGUAUCUCAACCAACAAAUGGGCGCUAGUUGGCGAUAUGGAACGAACCAUCCAGGUGAAUGUCCUGUCAACAUUUCUCUUGAUCCUGGCCCUCUUGCCGAAGAUGCAAGAGCAAGACAUAGAGGGCCAGAUCCGUGCGCGUCCCCGCGUCGUGGUUGUCUCCAGCGAGGGCCACGAGACGACGGCUUUCGCAGAGCGAAAAGCCGCGCGGAUUUUCGACGCACUCCGGGACCAGAGGCAGGCAAACAUGGAUGAACGCUACGAUACAUCCAAGCUUAUCCAGCUCUACCUCGUGCGUGCCCUUGCAGAGCGCCUUAGCCGGUCCGACAAACCCCCGGUGACACUCAACGCCGUGUCGCCGGGAUUAUGCAAGACGGGACUUCUUCGCGAGACUCCGCUUGUGGCUCGGCUUCUGACCGGUCCCGUCAUGGCUAUCCUUGCUCGAAAUGCAGAGGAGGGAAGCCGAACAUUGGUCCAUGCUGCUGCGGCUAACGACGGUGAAACAAACGGAAAGUACUUGCGUGACUACCUGCAGCGUUUGUACGCAGCCAAGAAGGCUACGCCACGCAGGAGAGACUGUUGCAGGAGCUUUUAG